This is a messenger RNA of Salarias fasciatus (jewelled blenny), 1049 nucleotides long. It is a transcript of the gene pdap1b, whose product is annotated as pdgfa associated protein 1b. NCBI's taxonomy places the organism in Eukaryota, Metazoa, Chordata, Actinopteri, Blenniiformes, Blenniidae. The record is from RefSeq and is a predicted model, not a curated record. The transcript is spliced from 6 exons. The coding region runs from base 103 to 642 and encodes 179 amino acids.
GUGUGCGUUUCCCCAGCUGUCAGGGAGAACCGCUACCCUCACAUUUAUGGUUUCUCCUGUUAUUUUCUUUCUUGGGAAUUUAUAAACAAGCUUUCGUCUAAAAUGCCGAAAGGAGGUAAGAGAGGGAGCCACAAGGGUCGCAUGCGGACAUACACUAGUCCCGAGGAGAUAGAUGCCCAGAUGAAGGAAGAGAAGGAGAGGAAAAAGCAAGAGCAGGAAGAAGGAGAUUUUGAGGGUGCGGCUCAGAAUGACACAGCAGCAGCAAAGCUCCCGGGGUCCGGGUCAGAAGACAGCGAUGACGACAGUGCCGAGAGAAGGAGAGCUGGUGUGGAGGGCUUGAUAGAAAUCGACAACCCCAACAGAGUGGCUCAGAAGUCCAAGAAGGUGACGCAGAUUGAGAUAGAGGAGCCCCGGCAGUUAUCAAGAAGAGAGAGAGAGGAGAUUGAGAAGCAGAAAGCCAAGGAGCGCUACAUGAAGAUGCACUUAGCAGGAAAGACAGACCAGGCCAAAGCUGACCUCGCUCGUCUCGCCAUCAUCAGGAAACAGAGAGAGGAGGCGGCGAGAAAGAAAGAGGAAGAGAAAAAAGCGAAAGAAGCUGCGGCGGCAGCAGCAAGAGGAGUGAACUCCCUCUCUCUUAAAUGAUAGAGUAUUUAUCAGAAGCAUUUUCACAUUGUCAUGGACUGAUGCAAUAUAUAAAGUCAAUAUAUAUUGACUAUUUUUAAAGGAAGAUCUAUGAAGAGUAUUUGACAUAUGGCCACUUGGAGAACUGAGAACACACCAGAGGAGAGGAGAUGUUUAUUUAGUUUGAAAUGAAGAAAUGGCCUCGAUCCGGUUGAGAAUACAUUGGUUAUCGAACACUUGGAAUUUGACUCCCUUGAUAAUAUUCCUGGUAAUACUUAUCAUUGUACAAUUCCAACUUUGCUGACUGGGCUUUACCACUACUUUUUUUUUUUUUUUUUUUUUGGAUCUUACAUUGUACAUAACUGACUGAAGGAGUUAAUCCAGAUCAAUAUGAUGAAACCAAGCAAAAUGUGUCUGUGUGGUUGUUU